Messenger RNA from Ostertagia ostertagi, 468 nucleotides. The record is from the annotation of a GenBank genome assembly. NCBI's taxonomy places the organism in Eukaryota, Metazoa, Nematoda, Chromadorea, Rhabditida, Trichostrongylidae.
AUGGUCAGCUCCAGAAAUCCCACUGAAGAAAGAUCUGCUCGUGCUGUAGGAGACUACUAUGAUUAUCCUGAUUAUCACGAAUAUCCUGAAUAUCCUGAUAUCGAGGACGAGGAUGGAGACGAAAAUUCCUAUGAUGGAAAUGAGGAGGACGUAGCUGAUAUGAUUACGGUACGUGGUGGAGAUGGAUGUAGUUCAUACGUCGGGAAAAUCACCUUUCCUCAGGCACAAUAUGCCGCAUACGAUCACACUUGGCCGAAAAUCGGUACCGCUGCGCACGAGCUUGCUCAUGCUCUUGGACUCAUUCACACUCACGAAAGACCUGACCGUGACGACUAUAUCACAGUGAACGAGUCAAAUAUUGAAGAGAAGUACCAGAGCCAAUUCAAAAAAUCCAAUAUUAGCAAUGCCAACUAUACUACUACACCAUACGACUAUGGCAGUGUGAUGCAUUAUGGGACCAAAGCGUGA